AUCCCCGUGUACAAUAGAACUGCGACAAUACAAGCUCGUUGAAUAUCCAUCUUCCUAGUAUACUGUAUUUCUGAGAAAUCUUGUGAUAUGAGUUGGUCCGGAUUCAAGAAGGGCGUAAACAGAGCGGGUACAACGCUGCUACAAAAAACUGGUCAAAUUGAACGUACUGUGGAUAGGGAGUUUGCAGAUGAAGAGUCCAAGUACAGAGCGUAUGAGAAGGAAUGCCAAGUUCUUCAGAAGGACAGCAAGAUCUAUGGUGAUUCCAUGCGAGCCAUGACUGCUGCUCAGGUACGCAUAGCAGAAACCAUCGAGACGUUUUAUGGUGCCGCAGAUAAAACAUCUGAUGGUGCCAUGGCUGGUCACGCUUUCAAAAGCGCCAUAGAGGAUCUGGAUGGUGGUAUUCAAAGAGAACUUGAUGCACCUUAUAGAACUACUAUAAUGGAGCCGCUGGGCAAAAUGAAUGCUUACUUCCCGGUUAUAAACGAGCAUAUAUCCAAACGGAACAAGAAGCUACUGGAUUACGAUGCCUCUAGGAGUAAGCUACGGAAAGUCAUCGAUAAGCCGAGUGAAGAUCCCACCAAGCUGCCCAAGGCUCAACAAGAACACGAUGAUGCCAAGGAGGUUUUCGAUAUGCUCAACGAACAGCUUAUCACCGAACUCCCUCAGCUGCUCGAUCUCCGCGUUCCUUUCUUUGAUCCGAGCUUUGAGGCCAUGAUACGCAUGCAGUGCAAAUUUGCUGAGGAAGGCUACGAGAAGAUGAGUGCCGUACAGAGAUACUUUGCAGAUAACAUCAGAGACGAUUACGCCGCUGGACAGUUGGAUGCACAGGUGGAAGGAAUCCUCGAAGAAAUGAGGGAGCUUUCAAUAUGCGGUGCGAAUUAAAGGACGAUCGUGUGAUGACUGGGCGUUGUAGGAGUGAGAGAGCAUCGUGGUGUCUUCGUGUUGUAUAAUUACUUUCAGUACAUGGCAGUAUUACUAUUCUUACAAUUCCAGAUAUACCUGCCAAAGAAGCUUUCU
This is a messenger RNA of Serpula lacrymans var. lacrymans S7.9, 1017 nucleotides long. RefSeq lists its product as uncharacterized. Lineage: Eukaryota; Fungi; Basidiomycota; Agaricomycetes; Boletales; Serpulaceae. Gene Ontology annotation, cellular component: mating projection tip; Rvs161p-Rvs167p complex; medial cortex. Gene Ontology annotation, biological process: endocytosis; plasma membrane tubulation; actin cortical patch localization. Bases 88 to 882 code for a protein of 264 amino acids. The record is from RefSeq and is a predicted model, not a curated record. The transcript has 10 exons. Gene Ontology annotation, molecular function: lipid binding; protein binding.